GAGGUCGGAAGGCGCUCGGCGAGCACAGUCAGCGCGCGGCUGAACUCGGGUCCCAGAGCCGGGGAUCCCGGGUCCCCCCUCGGGUGGCCCGCGGAGGGUGACGAGCGCCCCCUGGCCGGCGCCGCCCGCGGGGCGCAUCCACCGAGCGCCCGGCCCGCGCCAAUCCCCGCGCCACCGGAGCAGCAGCGGCGCCGCACUCGGACCCACCGCGGCCGCGCGACCAGGGAGCAACUAUGUCACCAUUUCUUCGGAUUGGUUUGUCCAACUUUGACUGUGGGUCCUGCCAGUCUUGUCAGAGUGAGGCCAUUAACCCUUACUGUGCUGUGCUUGUCAAAGAAUAUGUUGAAUCAGAGAAUGGGCAAAUGUAUAUCCAGAAAAAGCCAACCAUGUACCCACCCUGGGACAGCACUUUUGAUGCCCACAUCAACAAAGGAAGAGUGAUGCAGAUCAUCGUGAAGGGCAAGAAUGUAGACCUCAUAUCGGAAACCACCAUAGAGCUCUACUCGCUGGCCGAGAGAUGCAGAAAGAACAACGGGAGGACUGAAAUAUGGCUGGAACUGAAACCUCAAGGCCGGAUGCUAAUGAAUGCAAGAUACUUCCUGGAAAUGAGUGAUACAAAGGACAUAAGUGAAUUUGAGACUGAAGGCUUCUUUGCUUUGCAUCACCGCCGAGGAGCCAUCAAGCAGGCUAAAGUCCAUCAUGUCAAGUGCCACGAGUUCACUGCCACCUUCUUCCCUCAACCCACAUUUUGCUCUGUCUGCCACGAGUUUGUCUGGGGUCUGAACAAACAGGGCUACCAGUGCCGACAAUGUAAUGCAGCAAUUCACAAGAAGUGUAUCGAUAAAGUUAUAGCCAAAUGCACAGGAUCAGCUAUCAAUAGCAGAGAAACUAUGUUCCACAAGGAGAGAUUCAAAAUUGACAUGCCACACAGAUUUAAAGUCUACAAUUACAAGAGCCCAACGUUCUGUGAGCACUGUGGGACUCUGCUGUGGGGGCUGGCGAGGCAAGGACUCAAGUGUGAUGCAUGUGGCAUGAAUGUCCAUCACCGAUGCCAGACAAAAGUGGCCAACCUCUGUGGUAUAAACCAGAAGCUAAUGGCUGAAGCUUUGGCGAUGAUCGAAAGCACCCAACAGAUUCCAUGGAUAGCAUGGGAGAAUUCAGCUAACCCCAGAAAAGCUCGCUCCUUAAGAGAUUCAGAACACAUCUUCAGAGAAGGUCCAGUUGAAAUUGGUCUCCCAUGCUCCACCAGAAGUGAAACACGGCCGCCACACUUACCAACACCAGGGAAAAGAGAGCCUCAAGGAAUCUCCUGGGAGUCUCCAUUGGAUGAGACGGAUAAAAUAUGCCACCGUCCAGAACCAGAAGUGAACAUAGAAAGACCAUCUCUACAUAUGAAACUGAAAAUUGAGGAUUUUAUCUUGCACAAAAUGUUGGGAAAAGGAAGUUUUGGCAAGGUCUUCCUCGCAGAGUUCAAGAAAACCAAUCAGUUUUUUGCAAUAAAAGCUCUAAAGAAAGAUGUGGUCCUGAUGGAUGAUGAUGUUGAGUGUACGAUGGUGGAGAAGCGAGUCCUCUCCUUGGCUUGGGAGCAUCCGUUUCUGACACACAUGUUUUGCACAUUCCAGACCAAGGCAGAGAGACACAAAGAGACAGACAGACAGAGAGAUUUCCCAUCUGCUGGUUCAUUCGCCAACUGCCCUCAACAGCUACUGCUGGGCCAGGCAGAAGCCGGGAUCCCAGAACCCAGUCUGGAUCCCCAUCAGGGAUGGCAGGAAAAUCUCUUCUUCGUGAUGGAGUAUCUCAAUGGAGGAGAUUUAAUGUACCACAUCCAAAGUUGCCACAAGUUUGAUCUCUGCAGAGCAACGUUUUAUGCUGCUGAAAUCAUUCUCGGUCUUCAGUUCCUUCACUCCAAAGGAAUUGUCUACAGGGACCUGAAGCUAGACAAUAUCCUGUUAGACAAAGAUGGACAUAUCAAGAUAGCGGACUUUGGAAUGUGCAAGGAGAACAUGGUGGGAGACGCAAAGACAAAUACUUUCUGUGGGACUCCUGAUUAUAUAGCUCCAGAGAUCUUGCUAGGUCAGAAAUACAACCAUUCUGUUGAUUGGUGGUCCUUUGGUGUUCUUCUGUAUGAAAUGCUGAUUGGUCAGUCACCUUUCCAUGGGCAAGAUGAAGAAGAGCUGUUCCAUUCCAUCCGUAUGGACAAUCCUUUUUACCCACGAUGGCUUGAGAAGGAAGCUAAGGACCUUUUAGUGAAGGUUCAGGCAAAAGAAUUGAAGCGGGAUUGAGAACAGACGAGGUUCAUCAGAAGAAACUCAAUAGAAAGAAGUUGGGAAUAAUCAUUCAAAAGAGAAGAAGAUUUAGUAGGAGGAAAGAAUUAUUCCAGUUGGAGGAGAAAGGUGAAAGUUAUGUGCAUGAAAUCCUACUCAGCAAUAAAACGGAACUGUUGGUACAUAAACUUGAAUGGGUCUCAAGGCUGUUAAUGUUGAGUGCAAAAUGCCAGCCUUCAAAGUUCACAUACUCUAUGAGUCUAUUUACAUACAACAUUAUUAUAAUGACAACUUUGGAGAGAUGGAAAUCAGAUCGGUGGUUGCCAGGGACUAUGGUAAUGGGGCAGUAGAGUGAGUGUGACUGUUGAGUGGUGGCACAAGGGAGAUCUUUGUGGUGAUGGAACUGUUUGUAUGUUGCUUGCCCAGAUCCACUCAUGUGAUAAAAUGUCCUAGAACCAGACACACUUAUUUCACCAGUGUCAUCUUUCUGGUAGUUGAGCCAUCUGUGAGAGGCAACCCCUGGGGGAGAUUGAGAUCUCUGUGCUAGCUCUUCAGUGUCCUGGGAAUCUAAAAGUAUUUCAAAAUGUUUAAAAACAAACCUCAAUCUAAGGCUAAAUGUCAUGAAAAUACAAAGAAAAAAAGAAAAACAGAAGUCAUCUGGAGACUUUUGGUGUCAGGAGAAAGGUUUGUCGUGGGAGUGGAGAAUUAAUUUUGUUGAAUAGGGCAGGAACCAACACAAUUAAGGAUAAAGAAGGAAAUUAAAAAGCCUAGUGAGUGAAAGAGGCUUAAGUCUGUAUAGGAGAACUUGAGCUUAUUAAUUUGCCAUGCAAAUUAAUAAAAAUUCUAUGUCCUUUCUCCUGCAUAUAUGAAUAUUCCAGCAGUUGGACUGAUAAAAAGUGUUUCCAUUAUGCAGUUCUGUGAUCACUGGUUUCUAGUUUCCUUUUUACUCCUCAUCUGCUUCCUAACUUUGAUCCAACAGUCCCUACCUCCUUAAUCUCCUUUUUCUACAAAAAAUCAAAGAAAAUACCAUUUCUCAGAAACUCCCAAUAGGGAAUUUUACAUAAUGUUGUGAAACCUACAAGUCAUGGGGCUGCGCUGUAGCAUAGCACGUAAAGCCACUACCUGCAGUGAGGGCAUCCCAUAUAGAUGCUGGCUCAAGACUUGGCUGUUCCAUUUCCAAGCCAGCUCUUUGCUAUGGCCUGGAAAACCUACUAGUCAUGGAUCUUCAUGGAAAGCUGAAGAAAACAGCGUUCAGUGGCUUCUGUGCCGGCGGAAGUACCAGACUCUGACCCAUUUCAUCCAGGCAGGGUAUGGAUGCAUGUUGUGUACUGAACAAUUGCAUAUCAAGAGGGGCUGUGCUCCCUCAAGUAUCACAACUGGGACACUGCUGUCCACUUGGCUGUUGACAAAGAAACACCCUUUUCUUCCUCACUUAUCCAUCCAGAAUGUCCUGUCCAUUUGUUUGAAAAUGAUGGAAAACUGAUGAACAGAAAUGCCACUCCCUGUUAAGACGCAUCUGAAGAGAAACUAAAGAGGCAGGGCACAUAGAACCUGUCACCAGCCACCAGGGAAAACCCCAGCAGCCCACAAUGGCUUUUUUGCCCAGACUGUCAAGUAAAUCUAAACAAACUCUAACUACAUCCUGGCCAUUUAUAAAACAGGUGUGCUGUUUCCUAUAAAUGUAAACCACAGCUUUUACACACGAAAGCCAGUCUUUCUUCAUGAAUCUUAUUUCUUGUGUGCAAGUUGCUAGGCCUUGGAUACCCUCUGAGGUCAUCAGUCAUCCCAAGACUGUGGACUGGUUGAUUUGCAACAGGAAAAAAGAUAAUAAUUUGCUGUCCUUUAUACAAUUAGAAAGAAUAUUAAAUCAUGGCAGCUGGAGACUAUAGUAUGUUCUCAUUAACCAUCUGCUUUUUAAAACGUAUUUUUAAAUUUCAUAGGCAAACCUACCAGGCUCUUGAUCAUGAUCCUCUUAGUACCAAGUGCCACAUGUUUGCUGGAAAAAUCUAAUGGAAAAUUUAGCAUCAUGUGCACUUGUUCCAGUCCCAGUUCCAGCUAACUUAACUCCCUGAAGCAUUUCAUUAUAUCAGCAUGAGUUUGUUUGGGGUCUAUUCUUGAGAUACUUAACACCUUCUCUCUGAUCUUAUUUCAUCAAAAUGUCUUUAAUAAGUAGGUCAAUCAUUUAUUAUGAUCCUUGCAAGGCAAGAAAUAUGGGGUAAGUCAUUCAUGCCUUCUGCUUCUGAAAAAUCAGUCUGCUUUUCCACCUGUUGACGCCUACUGAUUUUUGAGUUUACAACUAAAUAGAGCUUACUUUGAACUUAGUGCCUUAUCUAUGCUGGGAACAAGAAUGCUAACAGAUGAGGACUGAGGACCGAAGACUCAUGAUCUACAGAUAAACCAGUGGAAAAACAGCUUAUCCACUUAUUCAACAUUUACUAUGUGCUUAGCACUAUCCUAGACUCUGUAAGGAACAGAAAUUGCAUCUGUCCUGCAGAGCUUGCAGUCUGGUUGGCAAGGUGGACUUGGAAAACAUACACAGCCUGCUAAUUCCUGUACUGGAGGCAAGCAGUUCUAUGAAGCACUGAGGAGGCAGAAGUGGGAAAGAGACUGCAUAUCACGGAGGCUCUACAUUGGCUGGAUUUGUGAUCAGGGGCAAAUUAUACCCCUACUUCAAGCCUCAGCUUCUCGAACAGGCAAUUGGAAUAACAAUACAGUUCUUGCUCUUACAACUUAUUUUUAAAGUUUAGAUAAAGGCACAUAGUUAUGCUAAGACAGGAGCCAUAAGUUCUGGAGGAUUAUUCGGCAGGAUGGUGACUACAGUUAAUAGCAAUGUACCGUACACUUGAAGUUUGCAAAAAGGGUAGAUUUUUCAGUGUUCUUACUGCAAAAAAGGGUAAGUAUGUGAGGUGAAGGAUUUGUUAAUUAACUUGACUUCAUCAUUCCAUAAUGUAUAUACACAUAUCAACACCUUGUAUUGUAACUAAUGAAUACAUGCAAUAAAAAAAUAAAUCAGGAUGGAGCAACUGAGAUAUCUAGCACAGUGCCUGCCUCUCAAAGAACAUUGAUUGGAAUGAAUGAUUUAACCCAUCACAUGUCCAUAAAUAUGACUUGGAAAAAGAGCUCACCAUUAGGCCAACGCCAUGGCUCACUAGGCUAAUCCUCUGCCUGCGGCACUGGCACUUCAGGUUCUAGUCCCAGUUGGGGUGCCAGUUCUGUCCCAGUUGCUCCUCUUCCAGUCCAGCUCUCUGCUGUGCCCCAGGAAGGCAGUGGAGGAUGGCCCAAGUGCUUGGGCCCUGCACUUGCAUGGGAGACCAGGAGGAAGCACCUGGCUCCUGGCUUCGGAUCGGCGCAGUGCGCCGGCUGUAGCAGCCAUUUAGGGGGUGAACCAACGGAAGGAAGAUGUUUCUCUCUGUCUCUCUCUCACUAACUCUGCCUGUCGAAAAAAAAAUAAAAA
Messenger RNA from Oryctolagus cuniculus (rabbit), 5718 nucleotides. The record is from RefSeq and is a predicted model, not a curated record. NCBI's taxonomy places the organism in Eukaryota, Metazoa, Chordata, Mammalia, Lagomorpha, Leporidae.